CAACCAAUAAAAAAUAUAUAAGCAGUAUCAGUUCGGACAGCGGUAUGUGCGGUUGAUUUGGAUCUAGCAAUGUCGAGAGGCUUUUCGAGCUUGGGCAUUCUGACCCUAUUGUUCGUUUGCCUGCUGGAGCCUAAAAUUGUAAAAUCGGAAAACAUAUUGGGAAUAUUCUCAUACACUUUUGGAUCAUCUUACCUUCUGAUCGAGCCCUAUUUAAACCUCCUUGUCCAGCGGGGCCACCAGUUGACAAUCAUUUCGGCCGUCACCCACUUGCCGCACAUUGAGGGUGCUCACCACAUUCGCGUGGCAAGACUCGAUCAGCAAAUGCAAGAUCUCCUUGACUACGAUUAUGAAUUCGAGGUAACCAAGUGGAUGGAGGCUCAGUUCGUCUCCGACUACUUUUUCAACUGUUCCAAGUUCGUACUCGAGGAUCCUGGCGUGCAGGAGUUAAUCCACAACAAGAGUGUUGAAUUCUCUAUGGUGAUUUUGGAGGCUGCCCACACCGACGCCCUUUAUGGAUUUGCUCAGCAUUUCAAUGCUCCGCUGGUAGGUAUUGCCGCCUUUGGCUCUGCUUGGAACAUUGACUUCUUGGCCGGCAACUCCGCCCCGAGUGUUUACGAGCCAAUGUCAGCCUUGGGUUACUCGCCGGGGCUUAGUUUACUGGAGAAGUGGUACAACCUUAUUUUUAUCACAGAAGAGCGCUUGGUAGAGCGUUUUAUUUACCUGCCUCGCCAAAUCGAUCUUUAUAAAAAGUACUUUUCUGACGGAGCAGCCAGUCUGCACGAUAUCCGCCGGAGAUUUUCCCUGAUCCUGAUCAACCAGCACUUUAGCCUGGGACGGGUACGUAGCAAUGUGCCCAAUUUGGUGGAAGUAGCUGGAAUGCACUUGGCAGGGCAGCCAGAUCCCUUAGGCGAUGAGCUCAGGGCCUUCAUCGAGGGUGCUGAGCAUGGAGUAAUAUAUUUUUCCAUGGGCCUUCAGGUGCUGGAGAAAUGGCUGCCGCCGGGACUGCCCGAGAUAAUGAUUAAUUCAUUCAAGAAGCUAAAGCAACGUGUGAUAUGGAAGUGGUCUGAUGGGUCAAUAGCAAACAAUACCAGCAAUGUGUAUGUCAGUGGACUAUUGCCGCAACGCGAAAUACUAAACCACCCGAAUGUGAAGCUCUUCAUCACCCACGGCGGUCUUUUGAGCAUCAUCGAGGCCGCUCAUUAUGCCGUCCCAAUACUCAGCCUGCCUCUCUUCUUUGAUCAGUUUCAAAACACCAAGCGAAUGGAGAAAAUGGGAGUGGCCCGUAGCCUGGAAAUUUUAAAUAUCUCCCAAGAAAUAGUUGUGCAGGCCAUAGAAGAUAUGUUGAACAACAGCUCUUACAAGCAGAGAGCCCUUGAUUUGUCCGAAAGAUUCCACGACCAACCCAUGUCCCCCAUCGAUACGGCCAUUUGGUGGACGGAGUACGUCCUUCGACACAAGGGAGCCGAUCACAUGCGAAUCGCCGAGCAGGAAAUGUCCCUUAUGCAAUACUACAAUGUGGACAUAAUCUCUGUGCUUUUCGGACGCAUCGGCUUCACUGUCCUCAUCGUGAUUUUCCUGGGAUGGAAACUGGUCACUUUGGCCACCAGGAACUUAGAGUACAGGUUUAAUUGGCUAAUGGUCAGGUAAUGCGCUCUCUACCAAACUCUACUCCAAAAAAAAGGCUAAAAAUGAACAAAAAUGUAAAUAUUAAUGUUAUUGUUAUGAUAUACUUUUGUUUUAGAAAGAUUAAUCAAAAUAAAAUAUUUCCUAUAAUUAAAUAAAACAUAA
This is a messenger RNA of Drosophila ananassae, 1788 nucleotides long. RefSeq names its product UDP-glycosyltransferase UGT4 (gene Ugt303A1). Lineage: Eukaryota; Metazoa; Arthropoda; Insecta; Diptera; Drosophilidae. The record is from RefSeq and is a predicted model, not a curated record. The coding region runs from base 70 to 1647 and encodes 525 amino acids. The transcript has 2 exons. Gene Ontology annotation, molecular function: UDP-glycosyltransferase activity.